Molecule: messenger RNA, 2085 nt
Organism: Hyla sarda
Lineage: Eukaryota; Metazoa; Chordata; Amphibia; Anura; Hylidae
Product: tachykinin-like peptide
Exons: 6
Coding region: 261-590 (109 amino acids)
Biological process (GO): tachykinin receptor signaling pathway
Source: RefSeq, a predicted model, not a curated record
CCCCCAUAUGGCGAGUAGAGUCGGUAAUUAGAUUUGACAAUGGUCCGGCCCCUCUCCUCGUAUAUAAAGUGGAGAACACUUGGGAGAGGACUGUUCCAAUAAGACUCAGGCUGGUGUGACGGGAACCAGGAGAGCAGUGCAAUUCGACCCCUGGGCUGCUGUGUGAAGCUCCUGCCUCUCCGCUCUCACUCGGCAGCAACCGAGCCUCCACCUGUCGUCCAUUCACUACGGCAAAUAAAGAGACAGUGCCGGGGAGAAUCAUGAAACUCAUCGUAGCCUUCGCUGUCAUAAUGUUGGUGUCGGCGCAAGUCUUCGCCGCAGAAAUCGGACUCGAUGAGAUCGACUGGCCAUACAGUGACCAGGUCCAGGAGGAAUUACCUGUGUUUGAAAAUUUUCUACAGAGGAUUGCAAGGAAACCAAGACCUGAUCAGUUUUACGGUUUAAUGGGAAAGAGGAACAACGGAUAUGGCCAGAUGUCCCGCAAAAGGUAUAAAUCAGAUACCUUUUAUGGACUUAUGGGCAAAAGAUCUUUAUUAUCUGGAUCAACAGAAAGGAACACGAUACAAAACUACGAAAGAAGACGCAAAUGAGCCCUCCCCCACCCCUUCCUGUCGAUUAAACUUCAUUCAUUGAACCAGAAGCUGAAGUGUAAUAUAUUAUAUCCUGUGUAAAAUUAAUACUUAUUUAUUUUAAAAUUGGUUUAGCUUGUAUAUUCAAUAAAGUUAUUAUUUUUAAUAGUGUGGCAAUGAUACUUGUCCUAUAAGUGUGCUGUGAUUCUCCGACCAUCACUCUCAUCGGGAUAAUGUAAUAUGAUUGGAGAGUGGGCCGACCGGUGGAGGAGGAUCUGACAUGGUGAGGAACCUCACGGGACAAUCCCAACCACCCUCCUUGGGACUACUUACUGGACCACUUCAAUCUUGAAGGUUCGGACCUAUGGAGCUUUACUUUCAUGGAAAUGACCAUGGUCCUGUUAGACGAGCACAGGUUGGUCAUCUACAUAUAGGGUUGCCACCUGCAAAAAAAAGUACCGGCCAUGCUAAUUUGCAUACUUAAUUAUAUAUGAGUGACAUCACAGGAUACACCUAUGCGGGGGAAAUUUUGUCCUAUUCUGACCCCUAUAACUUUUUUAUUUCCCCUUAUACGGGCCUGUAUGAGGGCUCAUUUUUUGCGCCCCGAUCUGUAGUUUUUAGCAGUACCAUUUUUGUUAUGAUGUGACUUUUUGAUCGCUUUUUUUUUUUAAUUAAAUUUGUGAGUUGCAGUUAGUUACUAACUACAACUCCCAGCAUGCCCUGAUACAGCCUGUGGCUCAGCAGCUGCCCCAAAUGAAAACUACAACUCCCAGCAUGUUGGACUAUAUAGUUGUAUAUAGUAUAGGUCAGUGUUUCCCAAUCAGGAGUGCCUCCAGCUGUUGCAAAACUACAACUCCCAGCAUGCCCGGACAGCCAACGGCUGUCCGGGCAUGCUGGGAGUUGUAGUUUUGCAACAGCUGGAGGUGCUCUUGUUGGGAAACACUGGUAUAGUAUAUGGUGCAACAUUCUGGGAGUUGGAGUAUUGGUUGGAUAAAUACCGGCCAUUGCAUUGCCGGCAGGGUUGACAAAAAAUAAAACGGCUGUGCCGGUAAAAUGCCGGCCAGGUGGAAACCCUAUGUACAUCCAGCCCCGGAUCUCCAGAUCUUAAUCAGGACCAGUAGCUUCCAAGUCAUGGUGGGGGGAGAUCUCCAUUCUACGUUUGAGGUUUCUCAUUGUAGCAGAUUCUCCCUAAUAUGAAGAUGUUCUCUCUAUCCAGUAGAACGGGUAGAGGCAUCCACAUGCUGGUACUUGUAGUCCGUAUGGGCCACCACAGGGUCACUGCCCCUACUGUCUAAAUACGCUGUUUUACCGGGACUUGGGUGGGAGGCAGAUGUUCAAUGUUUCAGUGUUCCAUGAUAACAGGACGACUCUUAUACCCUUGUUAUUAGACAUUGGUAUCAUUGCAGCAUGUUUUAUUUUAUUUCCUGAAUGUGAAUCCGAAGUCUUCAUUUCAUAGUUUAGAUUUUUUUCUGAUAGUGGCACUUUGAAUAAAAAAAAAACUCGAGAUUUUGCAACA